This is a messenger RNA of Brassica oleracea var. oleracea, 3341 nucleotides long. RefSeq lists its product as uncharacterized. The record is from RefSeq and is a predicted model, not a curated record. Lineage: Eukaryota; Viridiplantae; Streptophyta; Magnoliopsida; Brassicales; Brassicaceae. The transcript is spliced from 5 exons. Gene Ontology annotation, molecular function: zinc ion binding. Bases 2246 to 3142 code for a protein of 298 amino acids.
UUUGGUAUGAUCUUUCCAGUACAAUCUUAGGGUUGCGGAUAGAUAUGGGGUCUCCAGCUAUUUUCUUUUCCUUCCACUCGUUGUGCUACAGCAAUUUGUAAGGUACACUAUGAAAUUUGGAGGAAAUCUGGAAAAUAUCUAUGUGUAGCAGAGAAUGGCGGGAUUUAGAGGUUAACAAAAACAGUGUAUGGUUUCGGAUUCUCUAUUUAAUGGAGUCCUCCACAUCGAUAAAUGGCAACUUGUUUUAUAGAGAGAGAACGGAGACUGUUAAAGCGAGAGUGUGGCAUAAAGUAAUCUCCUUUUACAGUAGUCGUUAUCCUUCCAAUUUAGAUAAGUCGUUCGUAAUGGGCCAGUUAGUUAAACUGGUUGUUGGUGUGUGGGAACAAGUUGGAAUUCGUGGUUGGCUGUUCCUGGAAGAUCCGACGGAGCGAAGAUACGACGUCAUGGUUCACGAGAACCAGACUUACGCAUCUCUGAUGGAUCUUGUGCGAACACGAUACAGUGUAGGAACAGACACCGCAGUCUGCCUGGCUUUUGAGUUUCCGGAGUGGAUGAGGAUUCCCGCAGAUGUGGUCUGGCCACCGGUGGAUGUCAGGGGGGAUGGAGAUGUGGAUCUAUUCAUGUCCAUGAGACUUGAAAUCCAAGAUUGAAGCUAAUGGUGACAAUAGGCAACAAUGUAGUUGCUUGUUAUCUUUUCCAGAGGAGGGAUAACUAUACAAUUAUCGGGAGUUCAAGUGGAAACUUAGCUGUUAAUGUGAACCUCUUUCGUGGUAUCUCUGAUGUUAGUCGUCUACCACUGAGAGGUGCGAAUGAUAAUCCUGGUGGUUUAACGGAUGGUGCUGCUUAUUGGGAAAAUAUUCUUGGGCAGGGGGAAGUGACAACUGGUCAGCAGUUCCUCCUAGGCGUGUGCACAGAUGAUGAUGAUACCACAGAACUGAGAAACCCACGGCUAACCCAAGGGAAAUCUCCAUUUGCUGAUGCGCUGGAGACAAGCGAGGGAACAGAAUCAUCAACAGACUCCUCAGCUGCCCCACUGAAUGCAUUCCCCCAGAUCGCUGGUUCUGUAGUGAUAAGAUUGAAGGAGGGCAUUCAUCAGCCUGUUGCCAAUCCGAGUUUGGCCCUGACAAUAGGUAUGCUAUAAGGAAAACAAUAGCUACUACGUCUAUAUGUUAGCAGUUGUGUUAUAUAGGUUAACCCGUAUGUUAUUAAAAUUUCUGCUACCUUGUCAAUUGGAACGCAAAAAAGCCCUCCGUCUAUACUUGAUUACAUUACCAAGGGUAAAGGAAAAGUGUCGGAGGUGGGUGUUGUUGAUAGGACACAAGUGAGUGCUUCCGGUGGUUCGCUCUCUCCUAAUAGGAACCCAAACUUUGCAGAUCCAUUACCCUAUGAUGACUCCGCUGAUGAAGGAAAUCAACAUUUGUUUGUCGGGCAAGUCUUCAUGGAUCGAACUGCUUUCAGGACACACAUGUCGCUGUAUGCUUUGGCAAAAAAGUUCCACUUUGUCUGUCGUCGAUCAGAACCUGGGAAAAUGGUGCUAGCGUGUAAGGGCACCAACUGCAAGUGGAGAGUGUACGCAAGUAAGCUGGCCGGGUGUCCAACGUUCCAGAUUAAGCGUGUUGAUGAGGAGCAUAACUGUACUGUAGACGAGCGAGGUGACUUCAAGAGGCAUGCGACAUCUAAUCUGAUUGGUGAGAUGGUCCGGAACAAGUAUGCUGGUGUUGGCGCUGGUCCUAAGCCAGGAACCCUUAGGGAGUUCAUGCGCACUGAUCACCAUGUUCCCGUAACAUACUGGAAGGCUUGGAAAUCUAGGGAAGUUGCAAUUGAGAAAGGUUUGGGUAACACUAAGGACGCCUACAAGAUGCUUCCUUCUUAUCUGGAGCAGUUGGCUCUCGCUAACCCUGGUUCUGUGGUGGCUAUAGAAACAACACGUGAUGCUGGAGACGUCCAACGUUUCAAAUAUGUCUUCAUCUCGCUUGCUGCUUCUGUUAAGGGUUAUAUGUACAUGAGAAAGGUGAUUGUGGUAGACGGCACCCACCUUAAAGGGAAGUAUGAUGGCUGCUUACUCACUGCUAGUGCGCAAGACGGAAAUUAUCAAAUUUUCCCUAUUGCCUUUGCUGUGGUUGAUGGAGAAAACGACAGCUCCUAGACUUGGUUCUUCCAAAAGCUUUUGGAUGUCGUGGAGGAUGGGUAUCAUCUGGUCUUCGUCUCCGACAGGCACAAGUCCAUCUACGCUGCUCUUCUGAAGAUGUACCCUCGAGCCAAGAAUUGUGCUUGUCUUCUCCAUCUGCAGCGCAACAUCGUCACUAUGUUCAAGAAGAAACACCUAGCUUACAUGGUCUCGAAGGCAGCUAGGGUCUACCGUGUCUCUGAUUUCUACAGACACUUCAAUGAGAUAAAGAUGGUCGACAUUAAUUGUGCUGAUUAUCUAGUCAGGGCUGGUUUCAAACAUUGGACUCGGUCCCACUGUCAUGGCUUGCGUUACAAUAUAAUGACCAGUAACGUAGCCGAGUCACUCAAUGCCGCUUUGGCGGAAGCAAGGGGAUAUCCAAUAGUUGCGCUUCUUGAUUACAUUAGGUCUAUGCUGAUGAGGUGGUUCUCAGGAAGACGUGAGGCAUCAGCUGGGUGCGGCGGUGUUGUGACGCCAAAGGUAGAAGAACUGAUAUCCAAGAAUUUCAGUGUUUCGACAGGGUUGCUUGUCCGUCACAUCAAUGGGGGUGAGUUUGAAGUUCGUGGCAUGGACGGACACCCUUUCAUGGUUGACCUUGAUAAGAAGGUUUGUAGCUGCCUAGAGUUUGAUAUGCUCUUGAUCCCAUGUGAGCAUGCUGUCGCUGCUGCGAUGCACUCAAAGCGCAGGAUAGAUGCUCUCGUCAGUGAGAAGUUCACGCGCAACACUCGGGCAGCUGCUUACUCCAUGAGCAUCAGCCCCACCGGAGAUUAUAUGACUCCAGCUGCUGAGGCCGACACUCUUGGUGCGCUGAUACUUGCACCGCCAAAUACAAGACGUCCACCAGGGAGGCCUAAGAAGACAAGGAUCUUCUCGCGUGGUGAAUUUAAAAGUGGUCUCCGUGGGCGUCGCCCAAGAACUUGUAGGAGGUGCGGUGGAACGGAUCACAACCGUGCCACCUGUAAAAGGCCAAUAUGAGAAGGUGUAUGGUUAGGUUAUUUGGGGGCCAAUGGAAUGAAGUCUUUUGGUAAAGGUCUGAUGUGGGGCGACCGAUUUUCUUUGUUUAAUAUCUAGUGUUCCCCAUGAGACUCCCAAAUCGGCAGUACUGUGUAAUAUGUAGUUUGGGAUCUCGAAUAAUGUAUGGCCCCUUUGUGAAAUCAAAAAACUAUGUUAUAUA